Messenger RNA from Pezoporus flaviventris, 1518 nucleotides. It is a transcript of the gene COMMD9, whose product is annotated as COMM domain containing 9. The transcript is spliced from 6 exons. The record is from RefSeq and is a predicted model, not a curated record. Lineage: Eukaryota; Metazoa; Chordata; Aves; Psittaciformes; Psittacidae. Bases 90 to 686 code for a protein of 198 amino acids.
UCCGUGCCCGCGCGCCUCAGCUGACAGCACCGAGAUGGCGGCGGCGCGUCACGGGGAGGUCGGCGCUCGCCUCAGCUGAGAGCGCCAAGAUGGCGGCGUUGCGGGACGGGGAGUUCGCCGCCCUGCAGAGCCUGCUGAAGGCACCCUCGAAGGACGCCGUGCGGCAGCUGUGCCAGGAGUGUUUCUCCAGCUCACCCGCCGGCCUCGGCCCGCUGUCGCAGCGCGCCUGCCCCGGCCUCACCGCCGACCUCGAGGCAGCGGAGCAGCUGGUAUCUGCUUUGCAUAACCUCACCAGACACGUCGUGUACCGUGGCUUGACAAAGGCAGAAGACGUCCUCGCGCUCUUUCCCGAAAACUUCCAUCAAAAUCUAAAAAACCUUCUGACUAAGAUAAUCUUGGAGAACAUCUCUGCUUGGAGGAAUGAAGCACAAGCGAGUCAGAUCUCCCUGCCUCGGCUGGUCGACAUGGACUGGAGGGUGGACAUCAAGACAUCUUCAGACAGCAUCAGCAGAAUGGCAGUUCCUACUUGCCUGCUUCAGUUAAAGAUGCAGGAAGAUACUGCCUUAUGUGGAAAUAGUCCUGUUGUUUCUGCACUGACUGUGGAACUGAGCAAAGAAACCCUAGACACUAUGUUAGAAGGUCUGGGAAGGAUCCGGGACCAACUUUCUGCUGUUGCAAACAAAUAAAUACUCAAGGACAUGGAUUCCAGCAGUGAGGAAGGGAAGUAUUCUCCACCUAUACCUCUCACAAGUGGCAGCCUAGCAUAACAUGUUUCCUGUUGUAGCAAAACAAAAUCAAAGAGAUUUCUUGAUUAAGAUAGUUGUUGAAAAGCUAACACUUAAACAUUCCUUUGGUCUGAUGCCAGAAAGUGUUUUCCUAAGAUGUUGUUGAACAAAAGCUGGUCUCUAUUUUAGACUAGGAUUUGAGGUCUCAGAGCUUGGCUUAAUCACAAGGAUCAUAACUGGAAACAGCAAAUAGCUGCAGCCAGUGAAGCAAGUGCUAUCUUUCUGCCCUGAAAUUAGGAUCUAAAAGGCUUAAGCUGUUUGAUGUGUUGCCUUCCAGCACUAGCAGAAAGGAAGGGUGCUUCUCUGUGGAAUGUGCAUGUACUAAGGUGCAUGCUGGAUAUAGCAGUUUCUCCCUCUCAAUGAAACACUGCCGUGCUGCAGUUUGUUCUUACAUGCUAAUGCUUUGAAAUAGGGCAAUUACGCUACAACACAUUCCCUCCCAAUCAGCUUCAUAGCACCAUUUGCAAAAUGACUAGCCUGAAUAUCUUUAGCAGCAAGUAGUUUCCUCUUUCUGUUUGAAAAGAAAAAAAGAGAGUUCAGAUAAUUUGUGUUUGGGUUUCUUAUGCUCUGGGGUUUGCCUUCACUGCACGAAAGACUAGGACAGUAAAAAAUUGAUGGCCAUUUUCUGUACACUGGAGGAAAUCCUUCUGUGGCAAUAUGUGCCUAUACUUCCCCAAAGUGUUCUGCUGUUUGUUUAUUUAAUUCUUCCUUUAAUUAAAAAAUGAACUGAUAA